GCAGCAUUUGCUUUUACUCUGGUUGAGAGAGUUGUAGAAAUUAUUAUCGACGAAUGCAGAAGGAAAAAGUGGGAGAAGAGCAACAAGGUGCUGGAAUCCGAGAGGAACGAAGACUUGCAGGACCUCAACAAAAAAAUACAAGCUCUGCAUAAAGAUUUCAACAUAUCAAAGGAGUCCACAAAGAAUGAGAUUCAGAUAAUAAGAGCUGACCUGGAGAAGAAAGGAAUGAAGGAGGAGGAAAUUGCACGGGAGCUGGUAUCAAUGUUGGACAACAAGUUCGGACAGCUGUCCCAAAAAUUUCAAACUCUGGAAAAAGAUGUACAGGAAUGGCAAGAGACCACAAAGCAUGAGGUUCAGCUUCUCAGAGCUUACCUGGAGAAGCAAGGAAAGAAGGAGGAGGAACGUUCAAUGGCCCUGCAGUGCAGCAUCAAAACGUUACUCCAGCAGGUCUCCCAAGGAUUUCAAAUUCUGGAUCAAACUUUGCAGUGGAGACAGGAGGUGCCAUAUCUUGAGUUCCCGCUUUUCCAAGCAUACCUGGAGAACUACCUAGGGAUAGCCAUGCCGCGAGAAGAGAUAAUUCACCGACGAGUCCUGGAAUUGGCAGGAGGGGAGAGGAUUAAUAAUACAUGGACUGACUCCAGAUGUGCAGUUGGCAUAGGGCCUGCUCAGGGUGAUGUCUGGAACAGAAGAUUGCGUGAAGCUCGAGGGGCAGAGGGGAUAGACGGACCUCCAAGGCACGCCCUGGGAUUUUCCUGGCGGAGCUCCACUCAUCUCAGCUUGCCUCUUGGAGAGACAGACAAGGACCUGCUGGCAUGCGGUGGACAUGUCUCUUACAGAGAAGACUUCGGAACCACAGUGGGAGAGACCACUGCAAGUACUUCUCACCACCUUCCCCGCAAUCAAUAUCAAGGAGCAGAACGCCUGGAUCCAUCACUCUCGAGUGAAGAAGGCCCCAGACGCCCCUUGGAGAGUGACACCAGGAGACAAUGAACUGAGACUAAAACUUACUUGGGCAAAAUGUGUGUAUUGCGGCUGGUGGUAGUUCAUACUUUCAUUUACAGAAUUGUUUUGUAUAUAAUUAUAACUGAAGUUUUAGAACUAGAGAGUACCUCUGUCCAAAGCAAUGCUGAAUGGCCUUGGUCCCAGGCUUUUAAUCAGUAUACUGGAUCCAUGGAAAACCUUCUGAGAUAAAAGAUUUAAACCUAUCCACUGUAGUAAUCCACGGGAAUCAAGUAUAUGAGGAGCAAGAAUGGCAGGAGCAAGAACUGUGGACACUUAAGAGAUCAGAGGAGAAGAAAUCAAAGUAGGAUGCCAGGUGGUCAAUGAGAUGGCUUAUGAGAGACCAGAUGCAAUUAGUGUCUCAACCUCUCCUGGUGUGUACAAACACCAGGAAGUUUGUGAUAGCCUAAGUGAAUCAGACUGUUGGUGUAAUUUCACCUUGAUACAGUCUGUAAAAGUGACUUGCCUUUGGGCUCGUGAUGCUAUCGGGCUCUCAUUUAAAUUUAAAAUAGACACUGCACUUUUUACAACAAUAGGACCUUAUACAACCCACUCUAGGACUCAAAUAGUUCAGACUCAACCCAAACUUGAACCUGAAGUGUAUGAAAUAGGUCCCUAUGUAGUGAGGAAUGUGGGUGAACAACAUUCUGUUGUUCAAUCCAGAAUGGUCUCUCAAACAAGUGGAGUUGAUGAUCCAAAUUAACAUCUCAAAAAUCCAACCAGCCUGCUCCUCUUUCCUAAGAACAUCCUUUGAGGGCUGGACAAAGUGGUUACAAAGACAGGCAUAUCUCAGGAGCAGGAUAAGAAAGGAUCUAACUGAGAUAUUAGGGACAGGAUUAGGAGUUUUAAAUAGAAUUUAUUCAGAAAUACUGAUGAAUAAGCUGGCCACUGCAGCAGGUAGCCUAACAAAAUUGAAGCAGCCUUUAUAGUCAUCUCUAUUGGCAUUAGGAACUAGCCAGUAGCAGGUUUCAAAAGUACUGCCAAAGUAAGAAAAGGCCAGAGACCAAGACCACAAGUUAAUAGUAGAAGCACUUAGUACAAUUCAAGAUAAUGUCUUUAGCUUUCAGUUGUAUACAAGCAGAGUUAUAGAUGCAAGCAACAGCAGCUCUGAUCAUAUAGGAAAGGGGUGAAGGUAAUUUUCCAGCUGAAAUUCAGAAAGUUGUCUAAGAUUGCGAUUGAUUUUGAAAAGAAGUUUCAAUCCUGGUGGACUAUAGUAAAUCUCACCUCUGAUCCUGCUUCUAAUGUGGCCACUGCCUUUGUGCUUACCAUACGUAAUGCCACUGUUUACGUUAUCCACCCCAUCAUUGCACUGGGAUUAAACCAUGAAAAAACAGUGCUCUACCCUUCAGAACAUAGAGUGUGGGCAUGAAAGGCGAAUGAAAAGUGGCAGACAGUAAACUUAGAAUCAUGCAUUACUAGAGAACAGCUAAGAUUCAUUUGUGAAAGCAAUAAUAUUAAUGCCCAAUAUGUGUGUGUAGACACUGAAGUGAGUAUUUGCCACUUUGAAGUUCAUCCAGUCACUGAUCAGAAAACUGUGCUCAUAUAUACUGGUAAAGGUUGCGUGUGCUUGAGAACUGCUUGUGCUGCUGUAAAAAUUGAUAGCAAUGAUGUUAUUUUAUCUAGUAAAAAUCAUUCUAAUCUUUGUAUUUGUAAUUUUGUUAAGAUCAUCGGGUGUGAUUUUUUGUACGUGGCCCCAGUGACAUCCCACCAGUUGAUUAAAACCAAUUAUACAAUGUAUCACAGACUAUCACCAACUCCUAUUGAGAUAGACCUUACAUUAGUAAAAGAACUAAAUAAGCACCAAGACCUACUGAGAAUCUUGAAAGAAAUCCAAGAAAGCAGAAAAAAACCCUUAAUUACUGUCCAACAUGAUACAAAAGAAAUAACCAGAAUUCUACAAAGAAUAAAACAAAAUGCAGAUCAUCACUGGUAGGAUGUGAUCUUUGGGUGGUCGCCAACAGCAAAUGGAAUCUUUAAUAAGUUGUGUCAUCCCAUUGUAGUUUUGUUAAUAUUAGUUAGAAUAAGUUUAAGAUUAUCCAUUAUAUUGCUGUAGUAUUCUCUAAUUCUAAAUUAGCGUGUAGCUGUGUAAACCUCCUUAUCAAACGUACUUGGUAAAGCAUUGAGACACUUAUUGUUGUAGAAGUUUGCAUUAAGUAAAAGAAUUUACUUAUUUUCUAGAAAAGGGGGGAAAUGAGACAGAGUAGAAAUUCUCCAGAGUAGAAAUCCAUUUUGAUUUUGGUGUAAUGUACAUAUUUGAGUCUGUAGUUAAAAAACAUAGCUAUUUAUCCUGACUUCAAAAACCUAGGCACAGAGGAACUGCUUCAGUGAAGGACAGAUAUGAAGCAGGUGGGGGGGGAGACAGAGGGUGAUAGAGAGAGACAGAAGCUGCUGUGAGAGCAGGUCAACCUGACCUAGGAAUUCUUUCUGAUAAAGAAGAACUAGCGGCAAAUGUCACACGAAAUUCGUAAAAAUGAAUAUGUGUGAACCUAUUCUGAAAUUGUAUGCAUAUGUAUUUGAGAGGAGGACAAAAAGGGACCUUAAGUCCCCAGAGGUCCGCAUGUCUUUUAUGGUGAGUAAUCUCCACAUGCCUCCAGCGCUGUAAUAAACAUACCGGCUUUACAACUUUCACAAAGUUGUGGAGCUUUUGGUUAUCUCCGCAAAACAUUGCCCAUAUUCAGAGUCACUGCAGAUUGGAGGGAGGCCUGGCCUUAGGGAACGAGAAGGUGAUCAAUUGGUGGCACCAUUUUGGGCCUCAGCUUCUCCCAACAUCAAUAAAUUUGGCCAAGCCAGAAGGGCUCAUGAGUUUUUUCAUCAAACUGUGAAAGUUUUACCCAAACAACUUGGAAUAUUACUGCAGGAUGCUCAGGGAAUUGUCACAACCUGUCCACAGGGCCAGGAUAUGAUUGGUGGAUUGGGUCCUGGAGUCAACCCCCAUGGUUUAGGCCUUUGCUCCUGGGGUGAAUUCCUUUUGCUUAUCCUUGGCCAUGCCCAGAGAUCCCUUCUGCAGAUGUCUAAUUGGUAUCCCAGUGAGUGAUUUUACUGUGUUUGCAAGGUGGGUAGGAGCUGGAGGAAAACCAUACUUGGAAGCAAAGAGAUCAAGCGUGGAGAAUCACUGGUGUAACAUCACCAGAGGUGGUAAAAAAUUUGACAUAUGCAAAAGGCUGGGAAUUAAGGCAAACGGUGAAGGCUUCCGAGCAGGUGUGAUGACACAAUCCCUGAAUGAAACUGGACUAGAACCCCAAGAACUAGACCUGUUAGGAUCAGUUCCUGGGAAUUAUGGCUUGUUUUAAACUACUUUCUGGACCCAAAAACAACUAAGCAAUGUUCUAGUCCCACAUCCCAAGAAUAAUAGUGUCAUUCUUAAUCCCAAUUCUCCAUGGUAUCAGAAUGUGACCAAGUAUUGCCACAAUUGGAUUUAUCCUGGCAGUGCUGGUGCAAAUGAGACUGUAAAAAGGCUUCCACCAGGUGUCUGUUUAAUCUGUGGGGAUAGGCCCUGGCCUGCAAUUCCAAGUAAUCCCUUUGGUGGACCUUGUUACCCAGGAAAACUAACCAUGUUUGCCCCUAGCAUGUGAGAAAUGCUGAAUCAGACUAUCUGGAGAGCAGGACACAGCACAAGAACUGAAAGAGCAAUCCCAGUCUUAGGAUCUAAUUGUAAUGAUUAUGUGGAUCUUUGGGGUGCUCCAGCACGAAUCACAGCAACAUUCCUUGCUCCAGGUGCUGUGGCUGCUCAGGCUUUGACUCCACUGAAUAAGUUGGGAUGCUGGACAGCUGAACAACUGAACACAACUUCAACUGUUCUAAAUCAAAUGCUCACUGAUGUAGAUAGUAUUAGUCAUGGCACACUGCAAAAUAUAGCUGCUAUAGAUUUGUUGUUUUUAGGACAUGGGCAUGGGUGUGAGGAGUUGGAAGGGAUGUGUUGUAUGAACCUCUCUGACCAUUCUGCAUCCAUUCACAGGAAACUCAAAAAACUACAAGAUAACGUGAAGAAAUUGACUGUGAAUGAAUGACUGGGGGUUGGAUGAAUGUUUUAAGGAAUGGGGAAUAACUGGAUGGUUGAAAGGUAUUGUAAAGGAAAUUUUGUUAAUAUUAGUAGUCAUUAUUUUAUUGCUUUGUGUUAUUCCAUCAUAAUUAAGUUCAUGACCCUUAGAAGAGAACACAGUAAAGAGAGUCUGGCUGCUGCAAGAAGAAGAAGGGGGAAUUGUAGCAGUGUAUGUGAACAACUCAGGCCUCAGUGUGCACCAGCCAUACCAUCUGUAACUGUUCUUAACAGAAUUGUCUCAGGGCACUGUGGAAUUCAUCAAGGUUACUGAGACAUAAACUGUGCUAAAAUAAGAAAAAAGAAGCUGAGAAAGGGCACACCAGGAUGGCAGGAACUGGAUAACAGAGGACUGUGAAACACCUGCACGGUAACCAAUCACAGACAUUGAGAAAUGGAGACAGAGAAUGAGGGAAUGAGACAAAGGCACCAAUCAAGAAGUGUGAUCUUAGUAGUUUGUAGAAUCUGGAAAAGUGUGUGUAAUGUAAACAAUAAAGAGCUUCUGCUUGG
Messenger RNA from Zonotrichia albicollis (white-throated sparrow), 5545 nucleotides. The record is from RefSeq and is a predicted model, not a curated record. NCBI's taxonomy places the organism in Eukaryota, Metazoa, Chordata, Aves, Passeriformes, Passerellidae.